Molecule: messenger RNA, 879 nt
Organism: Habropoda laboriosa
Lineage: Eukaryota; Metazoa; Arthropoda; Insecta; Hymenoptera; Apidae
Product: histone H3.3
Exons: 3
Coding region: 92-502 (136 amino acids)
Cellular component (GO): nucleosome
Molecular function (GO): DNA binding; protein heterodimerization activity; structural constituent of chromatin
Source: RefSeq, a predicted model, not a curated record
UUCUGAAAAAACACUAACGGACAUCAGUUUAACAUCGCUGGACGAAACUGUUGAAGUAGUGAUUCUGUAAGAGAGUUACCGAAGAGCAGAAAUGGCACGUACCAAGCAAACUGCACGUAAGUCAACAGGAGGUAAAGCUCCCAGGAAACAGCUUGCAACUAAAGCUGCACGUAAGAGUGCACCAUCUACAGGUGGAGUGAAAAAGCCACAUCGUUACAGGCCUGGUACUGUAGCACUCAGAGAAAUUAGAAGAUACCAGAAAUCAACUGAGUUACUGAUCAGGAAAUUACCAUUCCAACGUUUAGUUCGUGAAAUUGCACAAGACUUCAAGACUGAUUUGCGUUUCCAAAGUGCUGCUAUAGGAGCAUUGCAAGAAGCUUCUGAAGCAUACUUGGUUGGGUUGUUUGAAGAUACAAAUUUGUGUGCAAUUCAUGCUAAACGUGUUACAAUAAUGCCUAAAGACAUUCAGUUAGCAAGAAGAAUUCGUGGUGAACGUGCUUAAACAGUUCAUACUUCGAAUUUCUUUAAAUUUUCUUUUCUCAAAUUCAUUUUGUUUGUCACAUUCUCGAAUAUUCUUACACUUAAAUUCAUUGUAGCUGAGUUUCUUUUUCAUAAGUCAUUAAUAUAGAUAACACUGCCAAGCCCUAUGAGCUAUAGAAUGCAGAGAUAAAGUAUAUCUGUCCAUCAUAUCACGUAGUUUAGUUGAGUACAUUUAUGAUUCAUUAAUAGGAGAAUAUGCAGAAGGCACAAAACGGAGUAUGUAGUUUGUAACAGAUAGUAAUGUCACCUUGCAUAAUUCAUAUUUUACUAUUAUAUGUAACUAUAAGUAAAAUAAGCAACAUGUAAGCAAUGUAAUAUGUAGACUAAUAUUUUGCAGAA